AUGACCCGACACGCAACCCUGCACGGGGCUGUCGGGAAGCGGCCGCGCAAGGUGUCCUGUGUCUCAUGCGUCAAGCUCAAGGUCCGAUGUGACGGAGAGCCGGGGAGUGCCUGCAGGAGAUGUGAGGCUGCCCGGCGGCCGUGCCAGUAUCGGAGCCAUGUGGAUGACCCGACCCCGGCUGGCGCUCCGGACCAGACGGACCAGUCACUAGCCUCGACGGAUCUAAGCAUGAGGGAGGCUAGCAUGCAGCCCGUCUUAUCCCCCAACCCCAUCGGCCAUGCCUCUCAUCAUGACGCGCGCGGUGUUGUUGGCACGGCCACUGCAUUCCCAGCCUUGCCUGUGGAUGGUGGAGUGCCGACCCUGAAUAGCAUCUCAGAACCGAUACUAGCCUUCCCGGUGGACAGCUCCCAAGGCUUUAGCACAGACCCGUCCGAGAGCUUCUUUGGCUGGGACGUGGGCGACGUCGGCUCCGACGACAUGGACUUUCUCAACGUGUCGCUUCUGGAAUGGUUUCCGACGGCAGCAGCCAACGAAGAGGCCACCGAGCCCGUGCAAGAACCUGUCGACAGCGACGAGUCCGAAUCUCCAUCGUCGCAGCUUAUGCGGGAUGCCCAGCCCCCCGAUACUCCCUGGCCGCAUGUUUAUCACCCCAGCGAAAAGGAUGCCCAGAUCAACCUCUCGCCCGCCGCGCCAAAGACGCCCCCCUCCAUCCUGCAGCCUCAUCCCGGCCCCGUCACGGAACCCAGCCGGCAGGCCAUCAUCGCCCUCGUCAACGCCACGCACCGGCCCAUCUGGCCCGCCGUCGACGCCACCUGCCUCCCCUCCUCCUCCACGCUCUCCCUGUGCGUCAACCUGUACUUUCGGCACUUCCACGAGACCCUGCCUAUCCUGCGCCGCCUGGACCCCAUCACCUCGCCGGUGCUGCUGCUCGCCGUGGCCGCCGUCGGCGCCGCCUACUCUCGCGACGCGGCGCUGCGCAGUCUGGCGCCGGCUCUCAAUGAGCUCGCCCGGCGGGCCGUCGAGCGCGACCGCGGCGCGGCGUUUGGCCUCCCGUUCGUGCAGGCGGCGCUGCUGCAGGCUGUGUUUGGGCUGUUUUGCGGCUCGCGCAUGCUGUAUCAGCAUGCCGAGGUGAGUCGGGGCGGGCUGGUGACGGCGGCGCGGAGGAUGCACCUGCUGCGUCCGGGGCUGUCGUUUGUGCAGGAGCUGCAGAAGACGGGGGUGCAGCCGAAGAGGCGGCAGAUGGAGAUGGCGGCGGCCGCGGCCGCGGAUGACGAGAGACGGAAUCUGGGAUGGGGGGUCUAUCUCUACGAUAUGCAGAUAUCCGCCCUGCUGAACAUUCCGCCGCUCUUCUCCAUCUCCGAGAUCAACGUGCCUCUACCGGCUGACGCUGAUGGGACGUCGAGUUCACAGUCUUGCACGGAAUCACCGCCCAGCUUCCGAGCCGUACUCGACGCACUGCUCUCUACCGGAGAGCUGCAGCAUCCUUUGGGCUCAUUCAGUCUGUCCAUCAUCGCACACACGCUACUUUGCACAGACGCCGCAGCAGUCGAGGCCAUCUUCACCACGACCCCCCAGAGCCCAGGCGACCGUCGCUAUCGACUCGAAUUCCCACCCACCUUGAAAUACAACCCGCAAGAACUCCUCGACGAGCUCGCCGUCGCCUGCCACUCCCUCACCGCCCUGCCCAACGCCCUCUCCAUCGGCGUGUGCGCGCUGUCGCACCUGGGCCACGUGCAGUUCACCUGGCCGGGCUUCCUAAACACCGUAAAGGUCGCGGCGGGCAAGUCCGGCACGGAGGAGAGCAAGGCCGGCGCGCGGGCAUGGAUCCGGUCGCGCGUCCAGGACGACCCGGCAGGGGCGAGGUUCAUCCUCGCCCAGGCAGGACAGCUGAGCGCCUUGCUGGCGAGAUAUCCUUUUGAUGCGCCUGCGGAGACGGUGUUGUGUCUGGACGUCGCACUCACGUUCUGGGCGUUGCUCAAGUUCUCGAGCGAUUUAGGCGGUGCUGGGGGCGGCGCAAGACAGAGGCCGUUUUCCAUCUUUUGGUCCAACUGUGACGAUGCGGGCGAAUGGGUCAAGAACGGCGGCGCGGUCUACUUUCAAGGCCUCGGCGAGCUGAGGGAGCUCACGAGUGCCAAGUGUCUGGCCAUCUUCAGGCAGCGGAUGGGCAUCAUGUCGUGGGGAUUGGCGGACAGGUUCAAGCAUGUCUUGCUGAAUCUUGAACGAGAAGAGCAGGCAUUGUAA
Messenger RNA from Cordyceps fumosorosea ARSEF 2679, 2241 nucleotides. RefSeq names its product Fungal transcriptional regulatory protein. Gene Ontology annotation, biological process: regulation of transcription by RNA polymerase II; DNA-templated transcription. Gene Ontology annotation, cellular component: chromatin. Lineage: Eukaryota; Fungi; Ascomycota; Sordariomycetes; Hypocreales; Cordycipitaceae. The record is from RefSeq and is a predicted model, not a curated record. Gene Ontology annotation, molecular function: DNA-binding transcription factor activity, RNA polymerase II-specific; zinc ion binding; RNA polymerase II cis-regulatory region sequence-specific DNA binding. Bases 1 to 2241 code for a protein of 746 amino acids. The transcript is spliced from 9 exons.